UAGUACAAAAGUAGCAUAGUAAAAUGUUUGGCCUUUUGCUGAUUUCUUUGGUGUUAAUCUCGAUUAUCUGGCUUGCAACUACGGUUGCGAACAACAUUCGACUGACACGUGAAUUGAGGCGUAAAUUGCCGAAUUUUGGAAGCGUUCCCGGGGUACCAGUAUUUGGCAAUGCACUCCUCUAUCGGCCUGAUGUUACGCCGCCUGGGUUGUUCAAAACGUUCACCAACUUCCACCGACGCUACGGGAACGAUCUGAUUGGCCAGUCGUUCCUAAAUAAACCGGGACUGCAGGUAACGAGCGCAAAAACCGUCGAGCAAAUUAUCCACGCAAAAACGAUUCGAAAAUCGCUUAUCUACGACUUCAUGAGACCAUGGCUGAACGAAGGUUUGAUAACCGCGGUCGGUAAGAAGUGGGCACAACGUAGGAAGAUUAUUACACCAGCUUUCCACUUUAAAAUGUUGGAAGAAUUUUUAGCAAUAUUCAACGAAAGGGCGGAACUGUUUGUUUCGAAACUAAAGAAGCAACUAAGCGGAGGAGAUUUUAACAUCUACGAGCAUGUAACGCUGUGCACGUUGGAUAUCAUUUCCGAAUCGGCGAUGGGCGUUAAAAUAAAUGCUCAAGAAAAUCCGGAUUCACCGUACGUCAAAGCGGUUAAGCAAAUGUCUAAAAUUAUUUUCAUGCGAUUGUUCAGUUUGUUUAGGGAAUUUAAAAUUUUCUUUCAUCUGAGCAAGGCUGUUCACCGCCAGAAAGCAGCCUUGGAGGUUCUUCAUGGUUUUACCGAUUCGGUCAUUCGCGAACGGAAAGCUCAACUUGAGGACGAGCAGGCGCGUGAUGCAGCUCUACAGAAGCUAGAGGAAACUGAUAUUUAUGGGAAAAGAAAAAUGACCCUUCUUGAACUGUUGCUAAACAUCUCGGUCGAUAAUCAUCCAUUGAGUAACUCAGAUAUUCGAGAAGAAGUGGAUACGUUCAUGUUUGCAGGGCACGACACCACGACAUCCUGCAUCAGUUUCAGUGCGUAUCACAUUGCUCAGAACCCGAAGGUUCAAGAGAAGCUAUACGACGAAAUGGUACACGUGUUGGGAAAGGACUUCAAAAGCACCGAAUUGACAUUCGGUACCCUGCAGGAGCUGAAAUAUUUGGAAAUGACUAUCAAAGAGGUACUUCGUAUCCAUCCAUCCGUUCCUAUUAUAGGCAGAAAAUCGGCUAGCGAUAUGGUUAUCGACGGCCAGACAAUCCCCAGCGGUGUUGAUAUUGCUGUACUAAUCUACGCCAUGCACAACAAUCCGGAAGUAUUCCCAGAACCUGAUAAAUUCGACCCGGAAAGAUUCAAUGAAGAAAACAGCAGCAAACGUCAUCCUUACGCGUACAUUCCCUUUAGUGCUGGUUCUAGAAAUUGUAUUGGACAAAAGUAUGCAAUGCUGGAGAUUAAAACUACUCUCGUUAAACUGCUGGGGAGCUACCGUUUGCUAGCGUGUGAUCCGCAAAACAAAGUGCGUAUCAUGACCGACAUGACACUCCGCCCGGUCAAUGGAAUAUUCGUUAAAAUCGAACCCCGUUAAUUGUGAGCGUUACCAGCUACCACGCCUAGUGUUGGAUGAUCCUUGUAAGUCGCAAUAGAUUGUAUGUAAUAAACAGGCUAAAAGAUAACAAUAUCAACCAUGAUGACUAUGGAAAAUCACACGUUGAGAUUGCAAAAUUUCGUUGAUUAAUGGACAUGAUGCAAUUUGAGAUUUCUUAAUUCAAUUAUGUAUGCUGAAAUUCAGGAAAAUGUGAUACUAAAUUAAAUUUAUUGUAAAUGAUGCAAAUCUAAGCUACAAGAUAUCCGCAUAUAAGUUUAACAUUAACGAAGA
Molecule: messenger RNA, 1850 nt
Organism: Sabethes cyaneus
Lineage: Eukaryota; Metazoa; Arthropoda; Insecta; Diptera; Culicidae
Product: cytochrome P450 4d2-like
Exons: 2
Coding region: 24-1559 (511 amino acids)
Molecular function (GO): heme binding; oxidoreductase activity, acting on paired donors, with incorporation or reduction of molecular oxygen; iron ion binding
Source: RefSeq, a predicted model, not a curated record